Molecule: messenger RNA, 3288 nt
Organism: Nerophis lumbriciformis (worm pipefish)
Lineage: Eukaryota; Metazoa; Chordata; Actinopteri; Syngnathiformes; Syngnathidae
Source: RefSeq, a predicted model, not a curated record
AUGGGAGAGACAGAGGAUGAGCGGGAAAGUGACACUGGAAAGCUCUUCGAGGACUUUGUCCAGGCUUCCACAUGUAAGGGAACGAUGCAGGCCUUUAACGUCCUGUGCAGGCAGCUGGACUUGGACCCCGCUGAUCACGCCACCUUCUACAACUGUCUGAAGGCCAAGGUCACAUCCUGGAAGGCCAAAGCACUAUGGAGUAAGCUGGAUAAGCGAAUGUCCCACAAGGAGUACAAGAAUGGUCAAGCCUGUGUGGGCACCAAGUGCCUCAUCAUCGGAGGAGGUCCAUGCGGCCUGCGCACGGCCAUCGAGCUGGCCUUGAUGGGGGCUAAAGUGGUGGUGGUCGAGAAGAGGGAUUCCUUCUCCAGAAACAACGUGCUGCAUCUCUGGCCUUUCACCAUUCAUGACCUGCGGGGUCUCGGAGCCAAAAAGUUUUAUGGCAAAUUCUGCGCUGGGGCCAUCGAUCAUAUCAGUAUCAGGCAGCUGCAGUUAAUGCUGUUAAAGGUGGCCCUCAUAGUUGCAGUGGAGUUUCACAUUAAUGUUGAGUUUGUCAAACUGGUAGAACCUCAAGCAAGCCAAGAAAAUGAAGGGCCGGGGUGGAGAGCUGCAAUCCGACCUGCUGAUCACCCCCUGGCUGACUUUGAGUUUGACGUGGUGGUGGGGGCUGAUGGGCGCAGGAACACGCUGGAAGGUUUCAAGAGAAAAGAUUUCCGAGGCAAACUGGCAAUCGCCAUCACUGCCAACUUCAUCAAUAGGAACACAACGGCAGAGGCCAAGGUGGAGGAGAUCAGUGGUGUGGCUUUUAUUUUCAACCAGAAGUUUUUCCUUGACCUCAAAGAAGAAACAGGCAUCGACCUGGAAAACAUUGUGUACUACAAAGAUAACACACACUACUUUGUUAUGACGGCAAAGAAACAGAGCCUGCUGGAUAAAGGCGUCGUCAUAAGUGAUUACGCAGAGACACAGAGGCUGCUGAGCAGCGAUAACGUCAACCAGGAAGCUCUCCUGUGCUACGCCCGGGAGGCUGCAGACUUUGGCACAAACUACCAGCUUCCCACGCUGGAUUUUGCCAUGAACCACUGCGGCCAGCCGGACGUGGCCAUGUUCGACUUCACCAGCAUGCACGCCUCUGAGAACGCUGCUCUAGUCAGGGAGAGGUUUGGACACCAGUUGCUGGUGGCGCUCGUGGGCGACAGCCUGCUGGAGCCUUUCUGGCCUAUGGGAACGGGCUGUGCAAGAGGUUUUCUGGCUGCUUUUGACACGGCCUGGAUGGUUAAGAGCUGGGCUCGGGGUCGAGCGGUUCUCGAAGUGUUGGCAGAGAGGGAAAGCAUUUACAGGUUGCUCCCGCAAACAACACCCGAAAACAUUGCCAAAAACUUGGAACAGUACACCAUCGACCCGGCGACAAGAUACCCCAACCUCAUCUCUUCAUGUGUCAGGCCUCACCAGGUGCGUCACCUAUACUUGAAUGGAGAGCUGAAUUCGUGCUCUCUGGAGCGUGCUGCCUCCAUCCGUCGACCUGUUAAUGUUUGCAGGCGAGAAUCUGAGAUUCGACCGGCCAGGCUUCUCACGUGGUGCCAGAAACAGACAGAAGCUUACAGGAAUGUAAAAAUCACGGACCUGACAUCCUCUUGGAGUAGCGGACUGGCCUUGUGUGCCUUGAUCCACAGGUUCAAACCUCAUCUGAUAGACUUUGAGUCGUUAAAUGAGGAAAACCUGACCGACAACCUCCAGCUGGCGUUUGACAUUGCGGAGCGAGAAUUUGGAAUUAGACCAUUCGUGUCUACAAAAGAGCUGAAGGUGUCCUCGGAGCUAGAUAAGACCAAUGUCAUCAACUUCCUUUCCAAAUUCUACGAACUCUUCAGAGGCACACCUUUACCUGAUACAGGCUCCAGAAGAGUGGAUGAAAACAGUGAAGAUUAUCCAUCUAAGGAAGUCCGAAGUAAUAAUAACUUUCUUAAUCUUGCUGUGCCACGGAAACGAGUUCCCAAGGAUGAGAAAAAGACAGAUGGUACAGAUCCCACUUAUAAGAGGAGGAGAAAAUUUUGCACCUACCUGGAGGAGGCCUCCAAUUCUUCCACUAAAGGGACCUCGUCAUGGGACGGAAGACAACCCAAAGAGAACAAAGUGCGCUCAUUGGCGACACAGUUACAAGCCAAAAUGGAAAGCAGGUCAACCUACACCCAAAGGAAACAGUCAGACUGCAAGAGUUCCUCCUCUCUUCAAACUCUCGACUCUGCCGAGUAUGCGCGCUUUAAAAUAUCGCCUCCCACCACGCCCGAGCUUCCAUCUGAGACACAGUUUGAAGUCAGUCUCCGACGCACAGCGCAGAAUUUAGUCUCUGUGGAGUCUCGACACAAACCCCGCCAGCUCCCGCCUCAGUCACAGUGCGACUUCUCCAUAGUGAGGCUCAGACAUGUUGCUCAGACACAUGAGCUUGUCGAGACCUCGCCAGAACCGGAGGGCGAAGUGUUUACCGCGCCCUCCGUCCACUCUGCAGUCGCGUUCAUGUCCAGAGUCCUUCAGCGCCUCAAGGAGGUGGAUGAACUCAUUUGUGAGAGAAAAGCUCAAUCCCAACAAACUAGAGAGUUUCAGUCAAAGAGCAUUAAAGAGAAAGCACUUCACCUGCGUGGUUUGAUCUCAGCAGACAGCUCUGUUGGUAUCAAGGACACUUCUCUCCAGAGGGUUUUCUCCACCCAAUCGGGCGAAAAAUGUCACUCCUGCGAGCGGCGUGUUUAUUUGAUGGAGAGGAUUUGUGCAGAAGGCUUCUUCUUCCACAGGGAGUGCUUUCGCUGCACCACCUGCAGCUCUACCCUGCACCAGGGGUCACAUGCUUUUGAUUCUCAACACGGAAAGUUGUACUGCAAGCUUCACUUUGAUCAGAUCAACAAUGGGACAAGCCUGCGUAGGAACAUGUCAGCACGUUUGAAUCAUUAUGGUCGCCGGUUUGUGGAGCAACACGCCGCUCUGGAAGAAAUGUCCUCCUCUGGCUGUUCAGCGGCACUGCAGGACCAGCCUGCAGCAGGUACCUUCAGCUCUUUAUUGAGGAAGCAGCUAAGCAGGCCCCUCAACGUGGUGCGGGCUGUGUGUAGUGCCCCCUGGCGUGCGGGGCGCUGUGUGUCAGGGGCAGCACAAGCCUUGGUUUGCCACCUCCGGGACAACGCCCAGGACUAUGUCUUUCUGUACGAGCUACUGAGCUUGACCUUGCCCCUGCUGCAUAUUUUAUACGAGGUUCUCCUGCAGAUGCAAACAGAGCCCAUGCCUAGCAGGCCCGACUCUUCGUUGUAG